This is a messenger RNA of Daucus carota subsp. sativus, 1821 nucleotides long. RefSeq lists its product as uncharacterized. Lineage: Eukaryota; Viridiplantae; Streptophyta; Magnoliopsida; Apiales; Apiaceae. The record is from RefSeq and is a predicted model, not a curated record. Gene Ontology annotation, molecular function: catalytic activity. The transcript has 5 exons. The coding region runs from base 1 to 1821 and encodes 606 amino acids.
AUGAAUGCCAUAGCUUGGAACUGUCGAGGUGUGGGCUCAUCUCAGGCAGUUCGUCUUUUGAAAGAGAUGAUUACGUCUCAUAAGCCUGAUGUAUUGUUUUUAUCUGAAACUUUAGCAGAUAGUAAUAAAAUUGCAAUGCUUGCAAGAAAGAUUGGUUUUUCUAAUUACUUUUCAGUAGAGAAGCAGGUCCAGGAGAGAUCAGGGGAUAAGUGGCAGUUAACGUGUUUUUAUGGCUUCCCCGAGCGGGAGAGAAGGCAAGAAUCUUGGGACUUUCUUCGACAUUUGUCUUCUAUUUCUCAGUUGGCAUGGUGUGUGUUUGGAGACUUCAACGAUCUUCUCUAUAGCAGUGAUAAAAAGGGGAGAAAUGAGCAUCCGAUUAGUCUGAUGGAAGGUUAUCGUAGUGCAAUUGAAGAUAGUUCGUUGAUAGAGCUGGAGCUUAAAGGAGGUGAAUUUACUUGGGAAAAAAGUAAGGGCACGUCAAGUUGGGUUAGGGAGAGGUUGGACAGAUGUUUUGCAACUGAUGCAUGGUGGGGUAAGUUUCCGUUAUGCAUGCUUUCUGUCUUUCAGGUCACUAAAUCAGACCAUGACCCAAUCAAGUUAGAGUUGAUGAGUACAUCCAUUUCGAAGAAGCAGUUCAGAUUUCGUUUUGAGAAUACAUGGUUGAAGGAGGCCAAUUUUCAUGCAGAGAUAUCAGGUUUCUGGCAACAACUUCCAGCUCUUCAUUUGAUUCCGAAGCUAAUCGAGCUGUCUAGGUACAUGGCCCACUGGGGCAGAGAUUUCUUCAAUAAAUUCAGGGAAAAAGUUGUUAGACAGAAAAAGAUUAUUGAAGAUCUAAAAGACAGGGAAGACGAUGAUGGUAUCCAGCUAUACUUUGAUGAGAAGGAAAAUUUAAAUGAAUUGCUAGCUAACGAGGAAGUUUACUGGAAACAAAGAGCUAAGAAAUUCUGGCUUAAGGAGGGCGUUACAAAUUCUCGAUUCUUCCAUGCAGCAGCGUCCAGCAGGAAAAAAUUGAAUCAUAUCUCAAGUCUAAAGGCAGAAGAUGGGACUAUGGUGUCAAGUCAUGAAGAAUUUACUAAAGCGGUUAAAGAUAUGCACCCAGAUAAAGCCAGUGGACCGGACGGUCUUAAUCCGGCUUUCUUUCAACAUUUCUGGAAGCUCCUUGCUAAAGUCCUGGCAAAUAGGCUGCAAAAAAUCCUCCCUCAAAUCAUAUCGGAAGAGCAGUCAGCCUUUGUCCCUGGUAGAAAUAUUACGGACAAUGUGUUGGUAGCGUUUGAAAUUCUGCAUUAUAUGAAAAGAAAGUACAGUGGCCAGGAUGGUGUGGUGGCACUAAAACUCGACAUCAGUAAAGCGUAUGAUCGAGUCAGCUGGGAUUAUCUUCGUUACAGAAUGAAAGCUAUGGGUUUCUCAGAUAAAUGGAUAAAGUGGGGCUCAAUGAUAGGGCCUAUAAAUCCUACUCGUGGUCUACGGCAAGGGGAUCCUUUGUCUCCAUACCUAUUUUUGUUGUGUGUUGAGGGCUUAUCUAAAGAUCUAAGCUUAGCCGGUAGCUCUGGAAGUAUCACUGGAUGUAAAAUAAGCAAUACAGCCCCAGCAAUAUCGCACUUGCUUUUUGCUGAUGACAGUUUCUUGUUCUUUAAGGCCUCGAUCAAUGAAGCGGUUGAAGUGAAAAGAAUUCUGAAUGAGUAUGAGGGCUAUUCUGGUCAAGCUGUCAACUACCAGAAAUCUGCCAUAUUUUUCAGCUCCAAUGUAAGGACGGAUAAGCAAGGAGAAAUCAAAGAGAAGCUUGGGGUUAUGAAGGACAUAGGAGACUUAAGGAGAAGGUAA